CGGAAGCAAUGUUCAUGAAUCACAAGUUAUUUCCGAACAACAACAACAAGAAGAAGAGAAGUAGAGUUAAUAUGGCGGGUCAUGAAUAUAAUAAUGAUUGGAGAUGGGAAGAAGGAGACACCGAUGAGGAAUCCAAGAAAAGGAAGAUCCCAUCAAAAGGGUAUGGUGGUUUGCAUGCCAAUGAUUAUCUUGGAAAUUAUCCAUUAAUUCCUGCUGCAGAUGAUGAUGAUGAUGAUGAUAUCGAUGAUGAUGCUCUAUGGGCCAAAGGAGGACCAACUUUGGAUUUCUCUGAUGCUGGAUUAAACAAGCAUUAUCCUGGUCAAGCCAUGAAGGUAGAUCUUAUGAAACCAUCAAUGUCUUCUUUCUGUGGAAGAAGAAGAGCUUCAACUUCCCGUGAUCAAGGAAAUCAGCUAAGAAACCCUACAUGUGGCGGCAACCUUAUUCCACCAAUGACAUUCUCUAGAAGAGCUUCAAGUGCUCAAGGAAAUCAGCUCAGAAACCCUAUAUGUGGCGGCAAUGAUCCUGACCCCGUUUCAAGGCCGUUAUCUACAAGAGCUUCACCUUCCUAUGAUCAAGUUUCAGGAAAUCAGCAGGAAGGCCCUAUAUCUUCUGGCACUAAUUAUCAUAACAUGGAUGGUGAUGAUGAUGAAUAUGCAGAGGAAAUUCAAUUACCUCUUUAUAAUCAAUCAGUACUGGAUGAUGAUGAUGAUGAUGAGUUUGACAGGGAUAUUCAACUUGCCAUUAAUCAAUCCUUGCAAACCUCCUCCGAUCGUCGUCGUCCCAACUCAAACGACCUCAUAAAGCUGAAAGGUGUAUGCGUAUCUCAUCCGCUGAAAAAACUAGACAAUAAUUACUUUAACGAAGAAAUCAAAAGGUUUGGAAUGGCGGAGUCAGGCGAUAGGGGAGAGCCAAUAGCUUCAUUAUGCGUGAUCUGUGGUGACGAUAAAUCUACAGGAAUUAUGAAGAAAGGUCCAAACUGCAGCCAUUUUUUCUGCCCGGGAUGCAUUAAUUCUUAUGUUUGGGAAAGAACGGAAUGCGAAAUUGAGAAUAUGGAUCAUACGACUGCAAAAUGCCCACAUAAAGAUUGCAGGGAAAUCUUGAGUGCGAAGCAAUGCAGGGAAUUCCUGAUCACCCCAGAACGUGUUACAUAUUAUAUGCAGAAUGAGAAUCGUUUGCGUAGAUUACUUGCUGCGCCAAAGUACUUUGAAUGUCCGUUUGAAGAUUGUUCGAGACAGAUUUUGGAUGACGGGAUUGGUCACUUGAUUAGGGCCUGCACAUUUUGCUCUAGAAUCUUCUGCAUGAUUUGUAAACAUCCGUGGCAUUUAGGACUUACUUGCGCCGAAUCUCGGAAAAAGAUGGAGGAACAACGACGAAGAGAAUGGUUAAGAUCCUAUUUGGUGGAGCUCCAACAAAAACUCGGGGUUGAGAAUCUCUUCGUCUUGGGACCUAAUAAUUUGUUGGAUUAA
Molecule: messenger RNA, 1466 nt
Organism: Oldenlandia corymbosa var. corymbosa
Lineage: Eukaryota; Viridiplantae; Streptophyta; Magnoliopsida; Gentianales; Rubiaceae
Source: the annotation of a GenBank genome assembly